Phycomyces blakesleeanus NRRL 1555(-) is the source of this 2946-nucleotide messenger RNA. RefSeq lists its product as hypothetical. The record is from RefSeq and is a predicted model, not a curated record. NCBI's taxonomy places the organism in Eukaryota, Fungi, Mucoromycota, Mucoromycetes, Mucorales, Phycomycetaceae. Gene Ontology annotation, cellular component: cytosol. The coding region runs from base 1 to 2946 and encodes 981 amino acids. Gene Ontology annotation, biological process: cytoskeleton organization. The transcript is spliced from 12 exons.
AUGUCUAAUGAACAGGUCUCAAAUGACCAAAAGAUGCAGGAUCCUUUAAUUUCUCCAGACUAUCUAAAGCAGAUGGCCAAAGCGCUCUCCACCAAGACUAAGCAAGUUCACCCGUAUGAAUAUCACGACACAGAAGAGUUUUAUCUAGAGAUCGAUGAGUUCUUUAGCUAUGGAGAGGUAGCUUCAGAUCUACAAGCAUGUCGACACGAUUCUAUAGAUUCACAUGGACCAUUGUGGAAGAAAAAAGAUGCAAAUGAACGUGAAGACGAGGUUAAAGAUUUGCUUAACCAGCUUGAAUACACAGAACAAGACCAGCGCCUAAUUGCCUUGAAGAAGCUCCUAUUGAUCUCUUUAGGAGACAUAAAAGGGGAAAUGACAUUUUCAUUGUUAUGCAAAACUGGAGCAAUGACGGUUUUUUUUCAAGCAUUGAAACGCAGUUAUGCUUCUUUACACACACUUGAGUAUGUCAAUAAACCUAUGAGCCAUGUAUUUGGCCUAAACUUAAUCAAAAUCAAAAGUCAGGGAAAGGUGGAUCAAAUCACUCUAGAAAAUACUAUCAAGGAGGUUAACCAGCUACAAUCUCUGCUCUAUAUCCUGAUCGAGUAUUGUCGUCAAAAAGGGCUGUUCUCAGAUGGAAAAGUGAAACUGGACUCUGGAUUCAUCGAGUUUCUCUUCAGUGAGAUUACAACCUUGAAAGAAAAGUAUAUUCGUUCAUCGCUAGUGAAAAAGUGCUUAUUUACUUUGGUGGAUCUAAAAAACUUAAGCAAACGAGGGAAAGAGCAAGAGAGCGAUAUGGACUUUCUCGAGAUGGUCGUGGAAAACCCUGUAACUAAAUGUUAUCCAGAGGACUUUUAUCUGUUUCAAGAGGAUAUGAUCGAAAAGUAUUCAGCCUUCUCGACACCUGAAGUUCCCGAUAUUAUUUCCAAUCCACGGUCUAUCAAAACCACCCCAGAACUAUCUGAAGCUAUGGGUAUUAGUACAGCCAUCAAUCAAACUGAUUUACCGUACCAAACUCUCUUUCCUCCCAAACAAAAUCAAGUAUCUCAAACAGAAAAUCAAGAAGGAUCAUCAGAACAACCAAUACAAAAACAACCAAUGCCAAAAGAGCUUACUACCGUAGUCCUCCCUGUGACAGAAAAUGGUCCUAGCUUCCCAAAAAGUCUAAAGGAUGCUGGUGAGAUCUAUCUCGCUAAUCUACAUAUAUCCUUGGCGGAUUAUCAGAUGAUUCACGAACGUGAAGAAGCAAUCAAUCGAUGGCAGACACUAAAAUCAUUAAAGGAUGGGUCAUCUAAUAGGGAGACUGUCAAUGAACCCUCAGAUGAAACUGUGGAGGAUAGAGUGGAGACAGUUUAUAGAUAUAUAGUCCCUCAUUUGCAAACUAUAGUUAUUGUAUUUUUAAAGCUGUUGCUUUUAUCAAUCAACCCGGCCAAAACAGGAGAGCGUUCAGAAUCUCUUACAAUUGAAGAAGCAGACAUGUUCCGUGAUAAAGAAAUCACAGCAAAGUCAGUGUCGGCUACUUUGUGGUUACUGUUAAAAUGGUUUAAAGCGUCUCAGUUAAGAACACAACUAGAUGUUUUGAAAUACGAGUACUUUUCCCAACUUUUGGUCGAUUCCGGAAGUAUGUUGCUCAUCCUAAAGAUCCUUGGCUUACAAGAGAUUACUUCUGUGGUGGCGACUAUUUCAGAUGUGGAUAAAUACAGCCUCUUGACUCAUCUAGGAUUACCAAAGAAAGAUGAACAAACGGAUGAUGUCGCUUUUACCAAUAAGAGAAACAUGUUUUGGACCAUCAAUCUUUUAAGGAUUCUUCAAAUUCUAUCUAAGCGCAAGACAGCACGCAUUUUAUUAUUGAUCCAAUACAAGUCUUCUGCAAUAAAUAUGAAGAUUGUAUCUGCCAUUUAUAUGCGCUGUCAGCCUUUACUUCGGGAUGACUGGUUGGUGACUGUUGACUCUGAAAAAGAAUUAGAAGCUGCCGAUGCACAAGAAAAGCAUUUGAGAGUGUUAAUUCAACUAUAUCAUGGGCAACAUUAUUUGCCUGAAAUGCUCCCACCUGCAGACGAUUACAGUAACACUGAGGGUGGAACUUUUAGCAUGACCAGAAUACGAGGGGAUCGGGAAGAUUAUAAUCUCGAUGCACCCAUAUCAAUGACAGAGGUUGAUCUGGCGCCUGAUUUUAAGGAAACAUGCUAUCGCUGGGUAGAAGAAGAACUGGAAUCAACUGACGAAAUUGAGACGGAUAAUCGCGAUGCUUGGGCCAUUGGAACACCUAUACCUUCACCAAACGAACCUAUCUCUCCGCGUCUGUUGGCAGCAGAAAUCAACAAGCUCUAUCAUGAAGAGCUAGAACAAGAGUUUAAGGUUGAAGCUCCUGUAGUAGUGGAAGACGGGUGGGAUGCACCUGCUCUUGUGCCACCAACAACAACAGCUACGGCAGCCAAGAUCAAAGCAAAAUAUGCAGGCAAUGGGCAUGAUGACUAUGAAAACGACAGUGACAGUGAUGAGGAGGUUCAAGAUGAUGACCCUCUUGGAGAUAUUAACUGGGAGACACUUACUGAGAAAGACCUGGUCGACCGACUGACAAAAGUUGAAGAGAAUACAAGUCGUAGAUGGUUGAAUAUUGAUAUUAAUGAUCCAUCGUAUCUCAAAGUACUGAAUACCUUUGAGGGAGAGCCUUUGGAGGAGCCUAUCUCUGAUGACGAUUGGGAUAUAACCCCUGAUAAACCCUUGGGAGAAUCGACUGACGAUGGUUACAAUAACAUUGUUGACGAUACUUGGGAAGAAACUUCUGAAGAUUCAUGGGAUAGACCCGUAAGAAACCUUCAACAACAGUCAGAAAUAGACGAACAAGACUUUGAGUCAGGAAACACAUGGGAUAAUACUUCAGAAAACAGCAUAAAUAGCUCAUGGAAUAAUUCUACCAGUCAGUCCAAUGAGGAUAACUGGAGCUAA